ACCCGUCUCCCCCUCCCGCUGCCGGCCUCCAUGGAGCGGACGGAGAAGGUGCUGCAGCUGCGGGGCCUGCAGGGCCGCGCCGUGCGGGUGGUGCGCGAGCACUAUCUGCGGCCCGACGUGCCUUGCGGCAGCGCCCUCUGCCGGGCGGCUUGUCCCCGCGAUGGGAAGCUGUUGUCCGAUGAUGUGACUCAUUAUAUUGUACCUGACUGGAAGGUGGUCCAAGAUUACCUGGAAAUUCUAGAAUUCCCUGAGCUGAAGGGUAUUGUUUUCAUGCAAACAGCAUGCCAGGCUUUGCAGCAUCAAAGAGGCCGCAGGCAGUACAACAAGCUUCGAAACCUGCUGAGAGAUGCCCGUCACGACUGCAUUAUGUUUUUUAAUGAAUUCCAAAUGCUUUCUUAUUUGCCGAGAGAAAGAGGAGAGUCUUUGGAGAAGUGGCAGACAAGGAGUAUCUACAAUGCUUCCGUGUGGUAUUACAAUCACUUCUUGGGCCAGAUGCCCAUUGUGAUGGUGACAGAUGAUGAAGAGUCUGUUCAGCAACUGGGUAGCGAAACAGAAGGCGUCUUCGUGAUUUCCUUCAAGAGUUACUUAGACAACUUUUGGCCUGACUUGAAAGCCGCUCAUGAGCUCCUUGAUUCCAUACUUCAGUCGCGGCGUGAGCGGGAGAGUGAAAGCCAAGAGCACCAUGGGAAAGAGUACCCUGAACAUGUCCCCUUGGAAUCUCUGGAAGCUGGGAUCAAAUCAGGGAGAUACAUACAGGGAGUCCUGAAUGUCAACAAGCAUCGAGCGCAAGUGGAAGCUUUCGUGCGGCUUCAAGGAGGCAGCCACAAAGAGAAAGAUCUCAGAACCGACGUCCUGAUUUAUGGCUUCAAAGCCCGGAACAGGGCGAUCCACGGUGAUGCAGUGGCAGUGGAGCUGCUGCCCGAGAGCGAGUGGAAGGGACGGACAUCUGCCCUCUCUGAGAACGAGACAGAGGAAAAGGCCUCUGGGGAGGCUUACAGUGAGCCUGUGCCUACAGGUCGAGUCGUUGGCAUCCUACAGAAGAACUGGCGGGAUUACGUGGUCACUUUCCCAUCCAAAGAAGAGAUCCAGUCUCAUGGCAAAACGACACAGAAGAUCCUUGUGACCCCUUGGGAUUACAGGAUUCCCAAGAUCCGGAUCAGCACGCAGCAGGCUGAGGCCCUCCAGGACUUCCGGGUCGUUGUGCGAAUCGAUUCCUGGGAGUCGACGUCUGUGUACCCAAAUGGACACUUUGUGCGGGUCUUAGGACAGAUAGGAGACCUCGAAGGAGAAAUUCAAACCAUCCUGGUGGAAAACAGCAUUUCUGUUAACCCCUUCUCUGAAGCACAGAUGUGCGAGAUGCCAGUCGUGCUCCCAGAGGAGCCCUGGAAAGUGAGUCCAGCAGAGGAACUGAAACGUGUUGAUCUCAGAGAGACGCAUUUAGUGUUCAGCAUCGAUCCGAAAAGCUGUGAGGAUGUGGACGAUGCGCUGUCCAUCAGAACUCUGCCCAAUGGGAACCUGGAACUAGGGGUCCACAUUGCAGAUGUAACUCAUUUUGUGGCUGCAAAUUCGUCCACCGAUCUUGAGGCACGAGCGCGGGCCACCACUUACUACUUAGCUGACCGUCGCUACGACAUGUUACCUGCUGUUCUCAGUGCCAAUUUAUGUUCUCUUCUUAGCCUCGUUGACAGGUACGCUGUAAGCGUCAUGUGGGAGCUCGAGAAAACCUCCUAUGACAUAAAAAAGGUCCGGUACACCAGAAGCAUUCUCCGCUCUUCUUACAAACUCUUCUACGAGGCAGCCCAGGCGCUGCUCGACGGGGACCUGACAGCGGCAGCCGAAAUCCCAGAGCUUCAGGAGCUGGAUGAAAAUACGAUGAAACAAAAGCUGGACGAACUGGUCUGGGCCAUCGGGAAGUUGACCGACAUCGCCCGCUGUGUCCGAGCCAAGCGAGACAGCUGCGGCGCUCUGGAGCUAGAAGGGGUCGAGGUCAGGGUGCAGCUGGACGACAAGAAGAACAUAGACGACCUCGUUCCUCGCCAGCCCUUGGAGGUGCACGAGACGAUCGCCGAGUGCAUGAUCCUCGCAAACCACUGGGUGGCAAAGAAGAUCUGGGAGAGUUUUCCGUACCAAGCUCUCUUGCGCCAGCACCCGCCGCCGCGGCAAGAGUUCUUCGCAGAGCUCCGAGAAUGCGCUAGCGCGAAAGGCUUCACAAUAGAUACACAGUCGAACAAGGCAUUGGCAGACUCCCUGGACAGAGCUACUGAUCCAUCCGACCCACUUGUGAACAAGCUGCUGCGUUCUAUGGCCACCCAGGCAAUGUCCAACGCUCUGUACUUCUCAACGGGGUCUCAUCCUGAAGAAGAGUUUGCCCACUAUGGUCUUGCCCUGGAUAAAUACACCCACUUCACCUCGCCCAUUCGAAGGUACGCUGACAUCAUCGUCCACAGGCUGCUGUUGGUGGCCACCUCCAAAGAGGACAAAGCAAGCGCCAAGGAGAGCUUAUUUGGCAACAAGGAACUUGAAGAACUGUGCAAUCACAUCAACCACCGAAACAGGGCUGCCCAGCGUGCCCAGAAACAGUCAACGGAGCUUUUCCAGUGCAUGUACUUCAAAGACAGGGACCUGGAAACAGACGAGCACUGCACCGCCAACGGGGUUAUCUACUCGAUAAGGACAAAUGGGGUGCUCGUCUUCGUGCCCAGGUAUGGAAUAAAAGGAGCCGCCUAUCUGAAAAACAAGGAGGGUUUGGUCCUCUCUUGCCAAAGCGACAAGAGCUGCAGUUGGAAGCCAGGGUCUCUCCAGCGUUUCCCCCACAGAAUUAUCUCUGUUCCCACAGUUGGAGAGCCUGUCACCCUGGAACUCUUUGACCACGUGACUGUACAGAUAUCUGUCCAGAGUUCUCGGUGCCACGCUGUUACGAUCCGGCUUCAGAUAACAAGCUGUGAGCCUUACAAAAGGUCAGAAAUGGAACUGGCUCUCAGUCACCACGUCUCGAAAACGGAUUUGGUAAAGGAAGUCACGAAGACGGUGGAGGAAGCUCAGCUUGCCCAUGACAAGGCCCAAGCAAAGCCACUGGAGGAAGAAUACGAAGAGUACCGCCAGUUGAAGGGUGGGGGCCUCUACUGCUUGCUGGAGGAAAUCAAAGAUUUGGCUCUAUUGGAUGUAUCUGCAGACAGCGGAGCAUGAGACGUCUAUCCACAGUUGUUUUAUAGGACUCUUCAACUGGCUUUUUGGAUUGGAAAUAACAGUUUGUGUGAAUAUUCCCUUUAAAAACAUUUUAGUAGAGCCCGCUUAAGUGGACCCUGUAUAGUCAUUCACUGCUGAUGAGAACAUUAAGAUUUUGUUUUUAGCAAAUUAGAACUAUACUCUAGAAACUGACUACAGGAACUGUUGACUAUUUUAAAGAAACUCAGGGAACCUGUUUCAGCCACUAAAGGUGUCUUUCCACCAGCUUGAGCCAUUCUUAAAAAAUUGCCGUCUGUAUCGCACCUCUUUAUACCUGCAUGUUUUACUGAACUGUUAAAAUUAAUUACAACAGUUUACUUUAGAUCCAAUGCUGAGUAUUCAGAUUGCUUUUAGUCUCCUGGAUGGCUUUGUUUGCAGACGCUGAAUUAAAUCAGACAAAAAUCCUGGCAA
Heteronotia binoei (common prickly gecko) is the source of this 3636-nucleotide messenger RNA. RefSeq names its product DIS3 like exosome 3'-5' exoribonuclease (gene DIS3L). Gene Ontology annotation, molecular function: RNA binding; 3'-5'-RNA exonuclease activity. Gene Ontology annotation, biological process: rRNA catabolic process. The transcript is spliced from 17 exons. NCBI's taxonomy places the organism in Eukaryota, Metazoa, Chordata, Lepidosauria, Squamata, Gekkonidae. The record is from RefSeq and is a predicted model, not a curated record. The coding region runs from base 31 to 3186 and encodes 1051 amino acids. Gene Ontology annotation, cellular component: cytoplasmic exosome (RNase complex).